ACCUGAAGCCGAUUUUGAUCAAUUACCACCGUCCACUGUGAGUCGACCAAGGAAAACUUCCCAGCAGCCGCCGCCGCAACAGCCUCCACCUGCUCAUCAUGGUCACUCGCCAAUGCCUACUCAUCCCGCUGCUAUAUCUCCGUACAACCGUCCAAUGCAACCUCCUUCUGUAUAUCAAUCGUCGUUACCACCGCCGUUUCCUCCCAGCUCUAUGUCGCCUAGCCCGGGUUACGACAUGUAUUCUGUGCCACCCCAUCCUCACAUGUAUAUGAUGCAGCAGCAGGCUACCCAGCCUCCUCCCAUGUCGCAAAAUGUGCAUCCACAGUAUCAACAGCAUCCAAUGCCACCGUCGUCUCAACAUUCGUUGUAUCCGCCACAUCCAGGUUCUUAUAAUCAGUCGUAUCCCUCUUACCCGCAACCUCAACAGCAGCAUCCACCGUCCCAUUCACCUUUGCCGAUCCCACCUCAGUAUCAAGGUUCGCCGCAGCCUGUACAUCAGCAACGUAUGAUCUCACCGGUUCCUCCUCCGCCGCAUAACGGCACACCAGUUCCCUCUAGUCGCACUCCUUCCUCCAGUGAGGGUGGGGGGCCCGGUUCGCCCAAUAUUUCUUCUCCCAAGGUUGAAAGUCCAAAUGGCACGACCAAGCGGCCCAAGCUACGAGUGCAGAUUCCAUCGGAGACUUCCGAGAAGCCUGUGACAAAACCAGAAGUGGAUGAAGGGAUAACAAGAAAAGGAAGCGACGACAUGCUACCAAUGAGUACUCAGCCUCCAUCGGCGGCCAUGAGAGCUACUGGAAACACUGCAAAUGAACCUGGUCCUCCUUCUGCUUUACCUUCUGAAUUUGCUCAGAAUUUACCCUCUCCGUCCACGUUUUAUCCUGAAUUCUACCAACAAAGCGAAUUACCGAGUCCUUUAAAUUUCUCUGCCACGCCUCGGGAAAGCGGCCGUGCCUUUCACUGGCCCGCCCCGGGAGGUAGAGAUUAUAACUAUAAACCAUCUCCGUUAGCCAAACUUGACAGGUGAGUGAAUGGGUCAGUGAAGGAAUUACUUGUGUAUGCUCAUACUCACUCUUUCUUGUAGCGGUAAACAAGGUGACCCCAGUAAACGACUGAGGGAAGACGAGGGUGGCACAGAGCAAGCUGAACAGCAUAAGCGAAACAAGCAAUAAUACUCCCCUCUUGUUCAUAUCCCUUUUUACCCCCUCCAUUGUGUUCUAUCCGCAUCUUGUGUCCUUUUUUUAUUUCUUCUUUUCUUAUAGUCAAUUUUUCACA
Messenger RNA from Umbelopsis ramanniana AG, 1272 nucleotides. RefSeq lists its product as uncharacterized. NCBI's taxonomy places the organism in Eukaryota, Fungi, Mucoromycota, Umbelopsidomycetes, Umbelopsidales, Umbelopsidaceae. The transcript is spliced from 3 exons. The record is from RefSeq and is a predicted model, not a curated record. The coding region runs from base 113 to 1024 and encodes 303 amino acids.